AGCAAGUGGAAGUCCCUGUGGAGCGGUGGAGAUUGGAAAAACCCAAUUCCACCUAACCCCCCAAUUCUAUACCUACCUUCUCUUUCAAGCCCUUUCUCUUUCUCAACAACCACCAUGCCCAAUACCCCGUUCCCUGCUCUUUUUUCUCUAUAAGAUACCUCUUCUCUCCGUCUUCCUCUAUUGCAUUGUAAAGCUUCUUCCCUUUUUCAUCAGCAAUGGAGGCCAAGCUGUUGAAAGCCGCCUCUCCUUCCGUUAUUCUACCCCAGGGUUCAAAAAUUUCAAAACCCAGUUCCUAUUUCACCUCCAAGACCAACCAUUGUUCCAGUUGUAGGUUCCCAAGUUUGAAGAACAGGGUUAUCCAGUCUAUUCAUGUCUCUCCAACUCCUCUCAGGUUUGAAAGGAAAAAAAGAGUAGAUGAGAGUCAGAACUUGACUUUGGAUGCUAUAAGAAAUUCUUUAAUUCGACAAGAGGAUAGCAUAAUAUUUAGCCUCUUGGAAAGAGCUCAGUAUUGUUACAAUGCGGAGACAUAUGAUCCCGAUGCUUUGUCAAUGGAUGGGUUCCAUGGCUCUUUGGUUGAAUUCAUGGUCAGGGAAACCGAAAAGCUUCAUGCUCAGGUGGGCAGGUACAAGAGCCCUGAUGAGCAUCCUUUCUUCCCAGUUGAGUUGCCUGAACCAAUGUUGCCACCUUUACAGUACCCAAAGGUACUGCAUCCUGGUUCAGGUUUGAUCAAUAUUAAUGAGCAAAUAUGGAGUAUGUAUUUCAGAGACCUUCUUCCAAGACUAGUCAAGGAAGGAGAUGAUGGAAACUAUGGAUCAGCAGCUGUUUGUGACACAAUUUGCUUGCAGGCUCUGUCAAAGAGAAUCCACUAUGGCAAGUUCGUGGCAGAGGCAAAAUUCCAAGCCUCCCCAGAUGCAUACGAAGCUGCCAUCAAAGCACAAGACAGCCAGCGGCUGAUGGAUAUGCUGACUUACCAGAGGGUUGAAGAUGUAGUGAAGAUGAGAGUGGAGAUGAAAACCAAAGCCUACGGGCAAGAGGUAGUGGUGAAUGGGAUGGAAGACAAUGAUGCCGGUCCAGUCUACAAAAUAAAACCGAGCUUGGUUGCAGACCUGUAUGGGGACUGGAUCAUGCCAUUAACAAAGGAGGUUCAAGUGGCCUACUUGCUUAGAAGGUUGGACUGAAUAGAGCCUGUGCUUAUAUAAAUAAAGGGGAUUGUUGAUAAUGGUGAUAAUGGCCAUGGGUAUGUUUUGUAUAACUCUAGACUCUGUUUUGAUAUGAUAUGUAUAAAUUGCAACAUGGCCGGUCUUUUACUUUUCUUUUGGAAUGGGCACUUUGAGAUGGCGUAUUUCUGGGAUGAAUAGAAGAAAGAGAAAGUGUCACCUUCACAUG
This is a messenger RNA of Vitis riparia (riverbank grape), 1386 nucleotides long. RefSeq names its product chorismate mutase 1, chloroplastic. Gene Ontology annotation, molecular function: chorismate mutase activity. Gene Ontology annotation, cellular component: cytoplasm. The record is from RefSeq and is a predicted model, not a curated record. Gene Ontology annotation, biological process: chorismate metabolic process; aromatic amino acid biosynthetic process. Bases 216 to 1178 code for a protein of 320 amino acids. The transcript is spliced from 6 exons. NCBI's taxonomy places the organism in Eukaryota, Viridiplantae, Streptophyta, Magnoliopsida, Vitales, Vitaceae.